AUGGAACUUGCGGCGCCGGAAGCGGCUAGGGAGAGUCCCGAUGGGGUGAAGCUGCUGGGGAACCGGACAUCAAAAUUCCCGGGAGCCCUCAAGUCGCCCCUCGAUUGCGAGGCUGAGCUGCAGGAGUGCCCUCUCCUGGCGCGGCCGGAGCAACCAGCCGCCGGGGUAAAGUUGCUGCACCAGCAGUACCUAUAUAGAUCAGGCUCCGGCCCUGAGGAAGAAGCCUUUGCCAAUGAUCCUAUAGUCCCCAAAGCUUUCAGGUGCCGCAAUUGUGGGCUGACUGUAGCCAGCCUCUCUGACCUCAUUCACCAUCAAAGCAGCCAUGGGUGUGACCGGCCUUACAGCUGUCCCGAGUGUGACAAAAGCUUCCGGCGUGGCUCAGAUCUGGUUAAGCACUACAGGGUGCACACUGGUGAAAAACCUUACCCUUGCCCAGAAUGUGGCCGUUGCUUCAGUCUCAGCUCUAACCUCACUAAACACCGGCGUUCUCACUCAGGUCUCCGGCCUCAUAAGUGCAUGGAGUGUGGAGAGGCCUUUGGCCGCAGUGCAGACCUCGCAAAACACCGGAGGGUGCACACAGGGGAGAAGCCCUAUGCUUGUGCUGAGUGUGGUAAGACUUUCAGGGUGAGCUCCAACCUGAUUCAGCACCAGCGUACUCACACUGGUGAGAAACCCUACCGCUGUGGACUCUGUGGCAAGAGUUUCAGCCUGAGCUCUAACCUUUUACAGCACCAACGCUGUCACACAGGGGAGAGACCCUACUUCUGUGCCUGGUGUGGAGACAGCUUUGGGCGCAGUUCCUACCUGCUGGAACACCAGCGUUCACACACAGGUGAGAAGCCCUACAAUUGCUGUGAGUGUGGCAAGAACUUCACCAACAGCUCCAACUGCCUAAGGCACCAGCGCACUCACUAUGGAGAACCGCCUUUCAGGUGUCUUGAAUGUGGACGUGGCUUUAGCGAGAGCACCAUGUUCAUUGAACACCAGCGCAUUCACUUGAGCCAAUGACUGACCUUUCCAGAAUGUGGCAAAAUCUUACACCACAGCUUCAUUAAUGAUAACACAUGGGCAAAAAGUCCUAGAAGUUUCCUGGUUGCAGCUAGUAUUUUGUGGACAAUACCAGCAUAUCCACGCAAACCAAAGACCUUACAUUUGCAGCAAGUGUGCCACUUGCUCUUCUGCUAGGUGGCCCACAGUCACAAGAAGACUUCCAUCUGCUUGUAAUGUGGCAAGGCCUUUGCCCAUAACUCCCAACCUUGUCCAGCACCAAUGGAUUACCAAGAGGGGAGCUUCUGCAGACAUCCCUGGCUUCAAUUUUAAUCCAGAUUUUGUUUCUGGGUUUGGUCCAGCCCUGAGAAGCCUGUAGGAACCAGGGUUUUUAAGCAGACCCCUUUUCUGAAUCCCUUAGACGGUUUAAUUAAGGGCCAAUAAUAGGAUUCACAAUUGCCACCUGGAUUGAGACAGGAACCCCAGGCUAGAGCAUAGCACUAGAGCUGUGGCUACUACCUUCAAAGAGACAAGAUCUUAGGGGGAAUAAAAGGUCCUGCUGUUCCAUGAAAUUAUUCAGAGUAAUGUCCAUUAGCUAGAGGGAAGUUUUUAGAUGUCCAGAGCCAAUAACCCUGACCUGGCUGCUUUGAGAUAGAUUAACCAUAACAAGUGGUGGCACACACCUUUAAUCCCAGCACUCGGGAGGCAGAGGCAGGUGGAUCUCUGAGUUCAAG
Peromyscus maniculatus bairdii (prairie deer mouse) is the source of this 1721-nucleotide messenger RNA. RefSeq lists its product as uncharacterized. The record is from RefSeq and is a predicted model, not a curated record. Gene Ontology annotation, biological process: regulation of transcription by RNA polymerase II. NCBI's taxonomy places the organism in Eukaryota, Metazoa, Chordata, Mammalia, Rodentia, Cricetidae. Gene Ontology annotation, molecular function: RNA polymerase II cis-regulatory region sequence-specific DNA binding; DNA-binding transcription factor activity.